Macrosiphum euphorbiae (potato aphid) is the source of this 1740-nucleotide messenger RNA. Lineage: Eukaryota; Metazoa; Arthropoda; Insecta; Hemiptera; Aphididae. The record is from the annotation of a GenBank genome assembly.
AUGCCAAGCAUCGGUGUCAACCUACGCGUGACCGGUUACUGCAACCAGGGUGGCAGGAAGUACAUGGAAGAUAUGUUUUCGGUGGCCUACCAGCAGACACCGGACAUGAAAGACCUGGAGUACGCCUUCUUUGGCAUAUUUGACGGACACGGUGGUUCGGAAGCUGCUGCAUAUGCCAAGGACCAUUUGCUCGACAACAUCAUCAAAGAUGAUGCAUUCUGGUCAAAAAACGAUGAUGACGUAUUAAGAGCUAUCCGUAAUGGUUACGUAAAUACUCAUAUUGAAAUGUGGAAAAAAUUAGAAAAUUGGCCUAGAACUCCAUCUGGUUUACCUAACACGUCUGGCACCACAGCAAGCAUAGCAUUUAUAAUGAGAGGAAAAAUUUAUACAGGUCACGUUGGUGAUAGUUGUAUAGUACUUGGUUAUCAAGACGAAGAAAACGGAGAGUGGAAAGCUAAACCAUUAACACGAGAUCAUAAACCAGAGUCAUUUGAAGAAAAACUAAGAAUAGAAAAGUGUGGAGGCAAAGUUAUUAAUAAAUCUGGGGUUCCUCGAGUAGUAUGGAAUAGGCCACGCAUUGGUCAUAAAGGUCCCGUACGCCGUUCAACUACAAUUGAUGAAAUACCGUUCCUAGCAGUAGCUCGUGCUCUUGGUGAUUUUUGGAGUUUCAAUUCUGAGCAUAAUACAUUUGUUGUAUCUCCUGAACCAGAUGUUGAAGUUUUCAAUGUUGAUCCUUCUAAACAUCGUUGUUUGAUAUUUGGUACUGAUGGCUUAUGGAAUGUGCUUUCAGCAGAUGUAGCUAUUUCAAAUGUGUAUGGAACAGAAAAACAUAAUAUUGAAAUGAAAUCUUUAGAAAAAGUAGAUUGGUUAAAUCCAUCAAAAAAUCUUGUUGACAAAGCAAUAUUACAAUGGAAUAAAGUAAGAUUGAGGGCUGACAAUACUACUGUUAUUACAUUAAUGUUAGAUCCACCUGGUCCACCUGCUCCACAAGUGCUAUUAAAACAUAAAAUGCAGACUGGCAAUAUGAAAUGUGAAGAUAAAAAUAGUUGUAAAUGUGUUGAUGGAGAUCCACAAGUUCAAAGAUUUGGUCGAGGUUCAAGUAGUGGAUAUGCCAUAUUCACUAGAUAUCCUACAGACCAUCAUCUAAGAGCAUCGAGUGCUCUUGCCAGCACUUCAAAACCAUAUCCUAAUACUCCUUUAGAAACUCCACCUUUAAAAACAAAUAAAGUACUCAGAACAUCUGCAAAAAUUAAUAAUAAUAAUAAUAAUAAUAACAAUAAUAGUGCUAGUAAAAAGGAAGAUCAACCAGCAGAAAAACGGUGUACACGGACAAGCAGUGGAAGAAUUGUCAAAAAACAAAAAUUAAAUGAAAAGUCUACAACUAAUGAUGAGACUUCGAAAUUUGGAAAUAGUGAUUCUGAAAAUGAGCAAAUGCCACGUGGACCUUGGCUGUUGUCUCCAACUAAAACAAUUAAACCUGAAGAUACUAAAGUAGGUGUAGUAUUAAGAAGUUCUGGAAAAAUCCAAAAGGUAUGGAAAUGUAAUGACACCAAAGAAGAUUCCACUCCAACUAAGAUUACGACAAUAUCAAAAAUUAAGACUCCUUUGACAGAACCAAUGACUAGAAUAUUAAGGUCACACAAAAAAAAAGAUAGUAGAAGAUUCAAAAAAGUUACAUCUAGAUCAUCUUGGUCAGCGGGCAUGGUCACUCGUAGUCAUAGGAGAAGUGUUAAAUGUUAA